GCAACGCGAGCAGUUUAAACGAAAGUAAAUAGCGCUUAAAUGUACGUAAACGAAGUGAAACAGUUAAGAAAACUGGCUGUGAAGUAACAAAUACAAAGUGAUUGGCUUAAAGCAUAGUGAACACUUACAGCUAUAUAUAUAUGUACAUAUACAACUAUAUAUUGUUUGUAGUUGAUUUAUAAUUGCACAAAAGCGAUACCAAACCACAAGAAAUCGAUACUGUAGGAAAAACAAAUACCGUUAAUUAAAACUCAUACACAUUUAAUUUUAAUGCAAAAAAACAUAACUCGUCACCAAUAAUAACAACAAAAAGUAGUUGCAACAACCGCCAACAAAAGCUGCAAGAGGGAACUGGAUUCAAUUUCUCAAGCGCCAUAAUGUAUCACCGUCCGAAAAUACUUCUACUUUGUCUUAUACUAUUGCAUAUCCAGCCAUUCAAAGCUCUACCCACUAUUGAUCAGCCGUUACCUGUUUCCCGAAACUACGUAAUUCAAAAUGAGAAGUCAACACAUUUCAAACCACCCGAGCUGGAGGAGACGAUCGAAGAGGUACAGAGAAUUUUGGCACAAGAUCCGUCGUUGCCGCGUUUGACGAGGGGCGAAAUCGAGGAGCUCUAUGAGAAGGUGACACGUGAGGAGUACCAAAAGAGUAUUGCAGCUGGCGAUAUGGGACGUGCGGAUAGCAUGCGUGCGUUGAUGUUGGUGUUGCCAUAUAAUACGGACAAUAAUACCGAAGAGAAUAUACAGGAGCUUUACACACGUCCGCCUGUAACGAAGGUAGUUGAUGCCUACACAUCACAUCCGCCUAUUAAAUUCCUUACACCCGAUCCCAGCGCACCGGUGAAAACCGAAACUGUACCCAUGGGCAACUUCGAAGCGACCACUUAUAAGCCUGCAUAUUCAUUGAAAACUCUCAAAACCUUUGCGCCCAGUCCGACAACAUACCAUCCACCGCCACCAGCACCGGUUGUGUUUAAGAUGACAUCAUCGGUACGGCAAGUGCCAAGCGGAUUUCAACCUGUAACAAAUAGCAUAUAUGGCGGCGAUUAUGAUACGAAUGUGGAACGUAAUCCCACACCGAAGCCACUACAACGCUACAGCAGUCAUUAUAGUGCUAAAAAUGCUGAGUUUCUUAAGCAACGCAAGCCGAAACCAGAAGCGAUAACAACUGUGCGUCCCGUCGCUGAUGUUUUGGAGAGUUUGGGCAUCGUCAGCCAAACGCAGUCACGCAAUCGUUUCACAAUCGAUGACUACUACCCCGCGGAGAGUGCGCCACAACCGGUAAUCUCAACAUAUGUGCCACAAACUGUAAGCCUUUCCGAACUCAAAGAACUACAAGGCUACAGUCUGUCGCCGAAGAUCAAAGCCGAUGCCUAUUCGAGUUUUAAACCACUGAAUAUCGGCGAAGAGAUACGCGUCAAGCCCGAGGUAGAGGGUUAUCUCACACGCUUCGGCAUAGUUGGUGGACGCAAGCGUAAAGAUUUGAAGAAGGGCAACACAGCGAAAGGGCAUAGUGCUGAAUUGACGGUUGGCGGCAGUGAGAUCUCCACGGCGAAGUUGCCAAGGCGUGGUACGGCUGCCGGUGCGAGUAGUGAGCUGGAAAAGUUGUUGGAAAAUUUACAAGAACUAGAACGUUUGAAUGUGAAUCCAAAGGUUUUGAGUCCCACUACAACUAUACGACCGACAACAAGCAGCACGACAACUACAACAACACCUCCGCCCACCACGUCGCCUAGUUUAAUAACGAACGGCGUACCCAAGUUGAUUGAACCGAAAAAGCCGCGCAGACGCAUCGAUCCCAAUAUCGAUAUCAAUUUCGGUAACAGCGGGAAUCAUCAAACGGACGGCGCGAGCACAGACCAGCUUAGUAAAUUGCUUGAAAAUCUACAAGAAUUGGAAAAACUUCGCGUCAAUCCCGAUAAUGUGCUGAAGACAAUCACGCCGAGUGCCAAUUCCGCGCGCACCGGACCACUGCAGUUUGCAACGCCUACACCACGCACGGUGAAUUUGUUAAAUCGUUUCAACGAACUUACACUAACACAAUCCACACCGGCCACAAGCAGCUCACAGCCAGCAGAUGCUGCACAACUACAACAGGUCUUGCGGCAGCUCCAGACACUCGAACAACUAAAUGCCCGAACCACUACCACCAGCUCCACCACUACGACUAGGAAGCCACAAGUGCAGGCUGCACGUCCGGCAGCCGGCGGUGGCUUGUUAGCCGGUCUGAGUGGUCUCGGUGGAUUUGGUGGUCUCGGCGGCGCACUGGCGCCCAAUGAUGUUUUUAAUCUACAAAAACUGCUUACCGAUGAUCGCGAGCUGGAGCGUUUGUAUGAGCAGGCGCGCGCCAGACAGGGUGGACGUGGCAUCGCUACGACAACGACAACACCAAAGCCCAGAACAACGACGACACAGCGUGCUCUAGUUCUUGGCAACUUAGAUGAUGCGGACCUACAGCGUCUAUUCGAGCAGGCGCGUGCUCAGCCCAGUACGACGCCAGCACCCACUACCAGCACAACAACCACAGCGCGUACUCCGGCGCCAAGCUAUCGCGAAUUCGAGCAGCUGCAAAAGUACUUUGCGGAGCUCGAGCGUACGCGCACUAGCACCACUUCCACCACGCCGUUACCAACCACAACUACAACAAAGUCACCUCCGCCGCCGCCGCCGACGACAACAACAACAACAUCAACGACCGCGGCCCCUACUGUGGCGACCACAACAACCUCGGCACCUCACAUCUCUUCUCACAUGAGUUCGGUAGAUUUAGCGCAACGUAUCACUAACACAGCUAGCGCACAAAAGCCGAAGAAGACGGAUACUGAUAGCGAUCAACUGCAGCAGCUCAUUAAUCGCGUACAACAGUUGGAGCGCUUGAACUCGGCCAAGAAUGAACAGAGCGUGCGUGAAACAACUACGGAUACUCCCAUACCAUUUAUUGGUUUCACCACACGCAAAGUGAAUGCGCCGGGUAGUGCUAGCAAGUCUAACGCGCAAAUUACGCCUUCGAAUGAUUUCGCGCAUCUACAAGAACUCUAUCAGCAAGUGGCGAGUGCUGAGCAAGGUGACUUCGGCCGAAUUGAAAUAUCCACAGCCGCAACUGCGGCAAAGCCUUCGGGCAAGCGCGCACAGAACUUCGCACAAAAAAUCAUAGACAUUACCAACGACACGGGUUCCGGUAGCAGUUUGCAGGAAGUUGAUCCCAGUGACUUUGUGCAAUUACAGAAAUUAUUGAGUAAAGUACAGGAGCUCGAGCGCGUCAAAAUACAUGGCGUACAUGGUAUUGUACAACCAGCAACGCCCGCACCGACUGCCGGUAGUUACACACGCGACUUCACCGAUUUGACGAAUCUCGUAACUUCAGCUUCAGUGCACACCCCCACCGUACACAACUCGAAUGGCGCACAAAUUAUCUAUCCAGAGAAGACGCACGACUACAAACCCUUCGAGGACAUACUUAACAAAGACUAUCAGCAAACAUAUGAAACACGACGCGAUGAGUCGAAAAAUCGACACUCAGCCACUGCGACGAAGUCACAUGUCGGCAAGAAGGCAAGUCCGCCUGUAGAGGAGCCCACAUCCAGCGAGGAACUGCGUGAACUGGCCAUGGCUGCGCCAGCAAAUCCAAAGAGUACCAACUACGACAAAGAUUUCGAGCAUUAUCAGGAGUUUUUCAAGCAGUUGGAAGAUGAGGAACGUAAUUCGUAUAAGAACAUGAAGCCACCGAUGAUCUACAAGACCGUCACCAAAGAACCGCCACGGUUUAUAGCCACACACAAGCCACACGAAGCACAAAAGCCGAAGAGCGGUGACAAUGUGCAGCAGAAGGCUGAUCUUGAGGAGUUGCAGAAGCUCUUGAGCAACGCGCAAGAGCUGGAAAAGUUAGGUGUUACGCUGCCGACAGAAUUAUCCGACCAAAUUGAAACCAAACUCACGAAACAUGCGAACGCUGAGCGUGCUGAGAAACAACUUGAAACAGUCACAGUGGAACCCGUGCAUAUAGUCACCGCCGAGCGACCAAAACAGCACACGGACGUACAUGUAGUAACGGCCCAACAGCCCGUUCAUAAGUAUGCAAGCACUAUAUUCCCCACACUUAAUCAGACGCCGACAAGCGCUGAGAAUGACGUUGAGGAAUCUAGCGAAAAGGAAGCUUUCUUCUCGCUAACCACACCAAAAUCACUAACGCCUAAAGAACCGAAGUCCACCACCUCCAGCACAUUGGAUCUGCCGGUUUUUAGCGCGACCAAAAUCAUUGAAGCCGCCAUAAAACGAGCGGCAAACAAAAUCGGCGUAUCCACAGAGCAAACGCUUGGCUUUCAGAAACGUAGCGAUACCGAUGUGUACGGCGACAUGGAUCCCGGUAGUAUGGAUGAUCUGAUGGGUGAGUUCAGCGAGAUGAACUACCAGCUGGCAUCGCCUGAUGUACCCGGCAACGUGUCGGUGCAAGGUGAGGUUAAGGAAGAGGAGCACACCACGACACCGGCUGCAGACAUCACUGACAUAACCGAAGAUCUACAUGAAUUACAGCGUUUGAUUGGCAAUUUGCAAGAACUGCAGCGUCUAAAUCUCACAGUAUCAUCCGAUUUGCUGCGCAAAGCCGACGCCAAAUAUUUGGAAACGCUGAAGAAGCAACAAACACCCGCCGACGAUACCAGCAAGCAACGACGACAAAGUGUAACGCCAGCCAAUGGAGUCUCGCUUAGUGAAACUGUCGUAAGCACCACAGCAAGCGCCGAACAGAGUGCAGCCAAGGAUGAUACGGAUAUCAUGGCAGAGCCCUCCGAAUCAGUAGCGGCUGCAGAUAGUUCCAGUAGCGCAAACGAAGAGAGCAGUAGCAGUACAACAACAACGACGGAGGAAUCCCGCAACGGCUCACUUGCCGAUCUUGAGGAUUCAUUCGGUGGCGCCGAAACCAAUAAGGAGGAGCCAAAACCGCCGAAACGUAAAAACGGUUUCUAUUUUCUAGCCGAUUGGAAUUCCUUUCUCGAGGUCGGCGAUGGUGAUGAUCAGGUGAUAGUGCGCUUGAGCCCGAAAAUCGGCGAUCCACGUCUAUUCAUACCAGUCAAGAUACCAUAGUAACCGAGAGGGAGAACAACCUAGAUUAUUAGUGCUGUAGAGACUAAGUGCAAAAGCGUAAAUGGAAAAAACGAUAACUUUUGUAAAUAUUUAUUAUAAUUAAGUUUUUACACGUAAGACACUCUCAACGAAUUAGAUAACUUUAGCGAAUUCCUCGGAGAAAGUAUUUUAAAAAAGCACAUCUUUCUUUAUUUAUGGACGUAAACUUUUCUGGCCGAGUCGGCAAUAGCACGUCAGUUGAUUGCUUCAAUAUCGUCGUCCACUUGCAGCCGCACCACUGGUCGUACAGACGCUGCAGUGAGACUUCAACGAACACUCAAACCGAAUAUAUAAAAGGAGAUACACCAAAGCACGACACAAGGCAGCUCACCUGUUUUGUAUCGAAUCUUGCUCAUGUUUUCGGAAGGAAGAGUAGGAAAAGAGUGAGCAUAGAACUGGGCCUUUAACUGCAUAUCCAGAAGUGAGACUACACCACACCAUACAUAGUUUGGUAUGGAUAUCAUUGUAGAACUUAUGAUGAUGGAAUAAUAUCAUCCGGAACUAAGACCGAAAAAGCUCUUCGGAUGCGUUAAAACGGUCUUCUGGUACUAAGAAUAAAAAUAGGAGCGACUGAGAGUCUGCUAACUGCUCGUUAGCUAUAACUUUUGAAAGCGAAGGUAAUAAACGAGCUUCGUAGAUGAGCGAAACACUGAGCUGGAGUAUCAGCAGGUUUUGAGUAAUAAUAAUAUCUUCGAAGAGAAUUUGCGGUGCUUCCUUUAAUAUUGUAAACCUACCCUAAUUAAAUUAUACAUUUUGCAAACUAUAAACUCGGCAUAUUUUUUUAUAAUUUACUGAAAAAAGAAAAUAACUAUCAACAUACAUGCAAUAUUAAUGCUUUUUUACACUUAAGUUAAUUCUA
Molecule: messenger RNA, 5976 nt
Organism: Ceratitis capitata (Mediterranean fruit fly)
Lineage: Eukaryota; Metazoa; Arthropoda; Insecta; Diptera; Tephritidae
Product: flocculation protein FLO11
Exons: 5
Coding region: 378-5078 (1566 amino acids)
Source: RefSeq, a predicted model, not a curated record